Molecule: messenger RNA, 3095 nt
Organism: Acipenser ruthenus (sterlet)
Lineage: Eukaryota; Metazoa; Chordata; Actinopteri; Acipenseriformes; Acipenseridae
Gene: pyroxd2
Product: pyridine nucleotide-disulphide oxidoreductase domain 2
Exons: 13
Coding region: 1495-2931 (478 amino acids)
Molecular function (GO): oxidoreductase activity
Source: RefSeq, a predicted model, not a curated record
GGUUUAAGUUCUCCAGGGCCUCCUACCUGCUCAGUUUGCUGAGACCACACAUCUAUCAGGACCUGGAGCUAAAGAUGUUACACAUUUGUAUCACUGUAGCUGCCGGUGUGCGGUGCCAGUAAUUCAGAUUGUAUCCUCUCUCAUUUCAACAGGUAUUGCUAUUGUCUUAAUUAUCCUAACUUUUCCCCCGAAGGCUGGUACGAGGCACGUCUUCAUGGAAGGUUUUGGGGUACUAUUCAGCACAGACCUGUGCAGUUAUAUUCUGUGUGCGCGAUUCAUCCUGUAGUUUAGACGGAAGCUGUUGGGUGCUGCUGCGGGCACCAAAAUACACUACAGCAAAUCAACAUGCCUGCAUUUCUGAUUUAAUAAUAAUAAUAAUAAUAAUAAUAAUAAUAAUAAUAAUAACGGUUUCCUAUGUGAGACAAUUUCUACAAAUGUCUGUGCAGAAUUGUGAAUUCUGUAAUCAUUUCUGUGAUUGCAGAAUUGGGGACUCCUGGUAGGAUUGGUGAUUAAACCUGUUUGUUUAUGAUUAAAAAAUGGUGUAGUGUUGGAUGUAAAGAUGUACGCAAAAUAAAAUGAAAGUAGGUGAGUAGAAAAUGUUCUUACGUACUGUUUCAUACAUGCUAACAUUCUGACAAUUCAAUAUAGUUCAAUAUUGAACACUUGAUUUGGUUUGAUGUUUAUAAAUAAGGGUUAAAUUAACGUUUGGGGAGGGGGCCCCACAAUAAGGUCCUGCACCGGGGCCCAUCUUCCUCUUCCUCCGCCACUGUAAGGAGUCAGUGACUGGGGAUGAUGGUUAGAGUUGAGGGUAGCCAAGUGGUUUGAGCUGAGGGUCUGGGAGGCAUUGUGGCUCAGAGCAUGGAUCCUCAAACUUUCUCAGCUCUUGGCAUCUGGCAGUUGAACCUCUCUUAUGGAACAGAGGCAAACUGAAUAAACAAGUUCUUCCUGAUAAAAGUAGACUGACUGAGCAGGCUAAUUGUGGUAUAAAGUUGAACAUAACUCUGUGACACUGUAGCUGUAAAGACAAAGAAAUAAUAGAAAGAAGGAGUUUGUUCAGGGCAAAGUGCACAUGGAAUCCUUGGUAAUUCCACUGGUCAGCAGUUGUGAUCUAUAUACUGAGUAACUAUUAAUAACUGCAGCUGCAGCUAUGCCGAACGGGUGCGAUUCAUUAACCCUUUCCCACACCUUCUCCAUAUAAUUAACUGCUGCUUUAUCUAUAACAACCUAUAAAUCCUGGCCAAAACAUAAUAGUAUACAAUAUGCAACAUUAUUUUUUGUGAGCAGCGUCUUAGAGGUGUAGGGUGGGCUUGAGUCAUGUCUAUAGCAUUUAGCUGCUUUGUUUAAGCAUAUCCCUUAAAAAAAAACGUUUACUAUAUUAAAAGCAUGGUAGAGCAUAGUAUUUACUGUAGCAUACUAUAGGAAUCUGGUGUUUUUGGAAGGUGCGAGAGUAUUUCUAUAUGCAUCAGAAUAUGAUAGAGAAUAAUUGAAUUAUGAAUGCACUGUUCUCUGCUCCAGAGGCACGGGCUGAAGGUAUACCUGCGAAAUCCUCAUGCCUUCACCCCUCUGCUGGAGGAGGGGCGGCCCCCGAGAUCACUGCUGCUGGGGAGGGACAUGUCUGAGAAUCAGCGGCAGAUCAGCAAAUUCUCAGAGAAGGAUGCCCAGAGCUACCCUGCCUACCAGGCCUAUAUGGAGAGGCUGGCCAGCGCCAUUGAGCCCUUACUGGAUGCCCCUCCAGUCAAUAUUCCAGGGGUCACCACAGGGUCACUGAGGAAGAGGGUGGCAGCGCUGAGAACCCUUAAACCACUGCUACAGACUGGAAUAAAACUUGGGAAGCACAUUCCAGAAUUCUAUGAACUUCUAACUGCUCCUACUACCAAAAUCCUGGACCGCUGGUUUGAGUCCGAGCCACUGAAAGCCACGCUGGCCACGGAUGCCGUGAUUGGAGCCAUGAUCAGUCCCAGCGCCCCCGGCAGUGGAUAUGUGCUCCUGCACCAUGUGAUGGGGGAGGUGGAGGGGAAGAAGGGGGAAUGGGGGUAUGCAGAAGGGGGGAUGGGCGGAGUGUCGAACUCCAUUGCCAAUGCUGCCCGGUCCCACGGAGCUGCCAUCUUCACUGAGAAGACAGUGAAGCAGAUUUUGGUGGGUGAAGACAGGAGAGCGAGGGGGGUGGCUCUGGAGGAUGGAACUGAGAUUCGGAGUAAAUUGGUUCUGUCCAACGCAACACCACAUGUGACCUUCAGACACCUUACUCCUCAGGACUGUCUACCCCCAGAGUUCAUCAAAGCUGUUUCUCAGAUCGACUAUGUCUCUCCUGUCACCAAGAUCAACAUUGCUGUUGAUAGACUCCCCAAUUUCCUGGCUGCUCCCAAUUCUCCUGACAGGAAUCCGGGCCCACAUCAUCAGUGCUCCAUCCACCUGAACUGUGAGUCCAUGGAUGUAUUGGACCAGGCAUACCGCCAGGCCACAGAGGGGCGCCCAUCUACCAGACCCAUGCUGGAAGUGUGCAUUCCCUCAGUGCUGGACCCCACACUGGCUCCGUCCGGCUGCCACGUGAUCUCUGUCUUCAGCCAGUUCACCCCCUACUGGCUGCAGGGGGGGCGGGCCUGGGAACAGAAGGACCGCGACAGCUACGCUGACACAGUGUUUGAGUGGAUUGAACGGUACGCCCCCGGAUUCAAGCAGUCAGUGGUGGGGAAAGAGGUCCUGACCCCUCCAGACCUAGAGAGGAUCUUUGGGCUGACAGGAGGGAAUAUUUUUCAUGGAGCAAUGACAUUGGAUCAGCUCUAUCUAGCAAGACCUUUGCCCUCGUUCUCAGACUACCGUUCACCUAUCCGAGGACUGUAUUUGUGUGGGAGUGGUGCGCAUCCAGGUGGGGGCGUGAUGGGCUCUGCUGGCUGGAAUGCAGCACUGACUGCCCUUGCUGACCAUCGGUAAGGCAGACCCGGGUUCAAACCUGUGGCACUGCACUGCCAUUGGAGCCACCUGACUUUGAUCUUUGCUGGCUGAAGGGGAGAUGAUACAGCAGUUGAUAAUGGAGCCCAUCCAGUAUCAACACCCCUAUAUCACUAAAAUUGUUAAAUAAAAUGCUUUUUUUUAAA